This is a messenger RNA of Megalobrama amblycephala (Wuchang bream), 3478 nucleotides long. Its product is annotated as B-cell receptor CD22. The transcript is spliced from 15 exons. Lineage: Eukaryota; Metazoa; Chordata; Actinopteri; Cypriniformes; Xenocyprididae. The record is from RefSeq and is a predicted model, not a curated record. Bases 1278 to 3293 code for a protein of 671 amino acids.
CUGAAACAGUACAACACUUUCAUUUGUCUGUCAGGGUAAAUGUACAAAAACAAUAACAAACCUUCUCAGCGCCACUUUUGCACUGUUACAAACAGUCUGAAUAUUAUUUAUGUUAUAAUGGUUUAUUCCAGUCAGUUUUUAAUUUUAAUGUUCGCGUUAUAUUUUCUUAUGGUUUAAUAACAAACUGUAUGACUGAACUCCAACUGAAGAAUUGACAUAAACCUUAUCUUUACCUUAACGAAGGAAGACGUUCUGCUGAAACAGAAAUCGCUGCUGAAACAGGAAGAGUUGUCACGUUGUAACUGUUACUUUUCUCUGCGCCGUCAGGAAGAACCAAUCGCAGUCGUUUGUGAUGACCGGAUUUAAUUAUUAUUAUUAUUAUUAUUAUUAUAAUUUUUUUAUAGCAAACGCUGGGGCAGAUUUCCAUUUAUAUGCCAAAUCCCAAUCCUUUUUAUUAAUGUAUUAAAAUGUUUACAUUUUUUAAAUCGAUUGUCUACGCAAAAAACAUCCUGGGACUGGAAUGGCGCUUAGUUAUUCUGAGCCCCAGUGCGCCUCCUAAAGGAACACAUUUUUAAUUAUUUACAAUCGUAUCUGAUCUGAACACCGUCGUUGUGAAAGCAUGCUAAGACUUUUGCAAGUCAAAAUUCGGUACAACACCAGAACACCGUCGAACCUACCUGUUUGAAUGGCCGACUUUUGAAUAUUAAUUAGGAUACAGAACCAUUAAUGUAAUAGGUUGAAUUAAUAUUCAUGAGUAGGCUAAACUUAAAACAUGAAAAACACAAAGCAAUACACAAAAUAAAAUAGCCUGUGCACCAACCAACAUACAGAUAUUAUUUUAUAUUAUUUUUAUACUAAAGAAAAAAUGUUGAAACGUUAUGGAGUGCCUAAAAUCCAAAAGGUCCCUAGUAAAAAUCGUUUCUGUGCAUUUCUAUGAGGUUAUGACAUAUUUAACCAUGUCAUAUGGCAGCUGAAACCACUGUAUUGUGCAGUUAAUUCAACGAAGGUUUAAUAUGGAGUUGGCCCACCCUUUGCAGCUAUACAAACUUUUCUGGAAAGGCUUUCCACAAGGAGGGAUGUGGAUGUCAGCAACUUGUGGUUAUUGCCCUGUGCACCUUGCUGAAGGUGGAGUAGAGUUUCACUGGAGACAGAGACUGAGGCUCAGAGAGAGAGAUGGGAGGUGAGACAGGGGAUGGCCAGCCUAUCACAUCCUUCAACUUCUGCUUUCUCCCGCUCAGCGUCCUACGCCGUGCCACUCGGAUCUCCCUCUUCAACAAAUGUGCAUUCAUGUGUCCACAGACGGCUGGGAGCGUUUGCUGAAGAUCAUCAGAACCAGGGCUGAGAUGUGGGUACGCAUAAUUCUGACCUUCAUUUACUCUACACUUCUUCUGUCAGGAGUCAGGGCCAGUAAAUGGCUGGUGUAUUUCUCCAGGACGGACAUCUGCGUUUGGGCUGGGACCACGGUAACACUGCCGUGUCGCUACGAUUACCCCUCGCCCUACAGCUCCACGCGGUUCAUGUGGUUCCACAUCUCUGUGGACGGGCGGCGGGAAAUCGCCUACCAUACUGACGGGAAUCUGUUGAGCCUCUCGUACAGGGACAGGGUCAAAUACAUGGGGGGCCACAAAAGAUGCAGUUUGCAGAUCUCAAACGUGAAGCUGAGCGACGCAGGAAUGUACCAUUUCAGAUUUGAGACCGAAAACCAACAGGAGCGAUGGACGUCUCCUGAUGCAAUCACACUCUCUGUCACAGAGCUUCAUGUUCACGUACAUCCACCGAGAAUUGGAAACAUGUUUGCUGCCGGCGAGACGGUCUUCCUGAGCUGUGUGGCACGAGGCUGUGCCGCAACUGGCAGGAACUUUGCACUUUAUCGGAAUGGGAUCAACUUGGGACAGUCCAGCAAGCUGUCAACCAUCUAUAACUUUGACAGCCAGCAUGCAGGUACCUACACCUGCCGCCCAAUACCCCCUCAAAAUGUUCAGUCACCGGGAGUCACCCUGGCUCUUGGAUAUGCUCCUCGCUACACCACGGUACAGAUCACCCCUCGAGAGGCAGUCAGAGAGGGCGAUUCGGUGACUUUGACCUGCAGUAGUGAUGGAGCUCCGCCAGCAGAAAGUUUUGCCUGGUUUAAGGAAGGAGAGAGUGGCAGCUUGCCAGACAGCUUUAAACCUGAGCUGAGAUUGUGGAGUUUGGACUACAGGGACCAUGGAGAGUACUUCUGUGUGGCCCGUAACCCGCUCGGCACAGACCGGUCUAGACUGCUUUUACUGAAUGUUACCUACUCCCCAAAGAACACAAGAAUCCUCAUCAGUCCUAAAGGAGACAUUAUGGAAGGGUUUGCUGUCAAUCUGACCUGCAGCAGCAACGCCAACCCUCCUGUGGAGAAAUACUUCUGGUACAAGGUGAACGGUGGCCAGCCCUGGACCAAAGGCACUGCGCAAAAUCUCACUUUCCCCAGCGUGCGUUCCCAUCAUGCCGGACAGUACUACUGCACCGCGUGGAACGUGUUAGGCAUGGAGACAUCAGCCACUAUUUCUCUUUCAGUGCUUUAUGCCCCCAAAAACACCUCUGUGUUGGCUCAGCCUUCCACUGUGAUCGAAGCGGGCAGCUCGUUGACGCUGACCUGCAGCAGUCAGGCCAAUCCGGCGGUGGAGAACUACACCUGGCACCGGAUCAAUACGGCUGACGCCUGGGAAACUCGAUCGGGUCCCAGCUACACCAUUGCUGAGGUCAGCGCUCGAGCCAGCGGCCAGUACUACUGCGAGGCCCGCAACCGCAUCGGAGCUCACAGCUCCCCGGUUCUGACGGUGAAAGUUCGAGGCCGACUGAAGGUGAUCGCAUUGGUGUCUGCAGUGGGCGUGUCUAUCGGACUGAUCUCAUUGACCGUGGUCGUCAUGAUCAGUAAAAACAUGCAUCGUGUCGACACUGAAAAUCUUGAGGAAGAAAAACAGUGUUCACCGGUAGUUGAUUUACCAAUGGACGAAACUCUGUUCAGUGAAUCAACUUCAGAGACUUUUCUCCUCAAGAGCACAAAAAUGUCAGACAUUCCGGAGGAGCCAGAGGAGAUGUAUGAAAGCAGCCACCCAUCCAUCGUACCGCUGAAAGAAGCUGCUCGGAGCGCUGAGGAAAAGGCAAAGAUCAACUACAUUACGGUGCAUUAUUCUCGCAUGCCCAGUCCGGACCAGGUGAAGGUCACAAACAUACCUCUACAUGGAGGGAAGAAGCUCAAAGAUGGAUCUAAUGUUGUUCUCACCAAGCAACCGAGAGAAGGGGCGGAAGAGUCUGCAAUCUAAAGCUGUCAACUGAUGAAACAUAACAACAAGUGAUAAAAGAAAUUGUAAAACCACACAGGGAUUUUUAUUAAAGGUGCCAUCGAAUUGAAUUUACCUCAGCAUAGUUGAAUAACAAGAGUUCAGUACAUGGAAAUGACAUACAGUGAGUCUCAAACACCAUUGUUUCCUCCUUAUAUAAAUCUCAU